This is a messenger RNA of Diplodia corticola, 2796 nucleotides long. RefSeq names its product calpain-like protease ory. Gene Ontology annotation, molecular function: calcium-dependent cysteine-type endopeptidase activity. Lineage: Eukaryota; Fungi; Ascomycota; Dothideomycetes; Botryosphaeriales; Botryosphaeriaceae. The transcript has a single exon. Gene Ontology annotation, biological process: proteolysis. The coding region runs from base 1 to 2796 and encodes 931 amino acids. The record is from RefSeq and is a predicted model, not a curated record.
AUGGCCAGCCAACAGGCCCGCGUUGCAGCCAUGACGGCUGAGAUGGAGGCGCUCCAGGCGCGCAUCGCAGGCGCUCCAACCCGCGACGAAGCUCUAGAGCUCGCCAUCAAAGCUGCCGAGCUGUGCAUGCGGGCCCUGAAGGUUGCCACUGACAAGCGCCAGAAAGCAGGCCUGAGUUCGCACUGCCAAACGCUCCUCACCGAAGCUGAGCGUAUCAAAAAGUCGCCUGAAUGGCCAGCAGCAACCCUUCCGAACAUCUCAUCGCUCAGUUUGGACUCCACUCCGUCACGUGCACCGCAAUCCUCUAGGGCCAUAUCGCCCCUCACUCAAAAGCCCCCGAAAAUCAAGCCGGAGCCCGUUUCCGAUCGAGCGCUUCCUACGUCUGAGCAGAUCUUACUGCUGAAAAGCUCCAAGAUCAAUGGUUCAACCUUUCCUCCGUGGAAAGACGGCCCUUCUGCGGCCGACUUCGUGCUGGGACCUGGCGAGGCCCUAUUUGAGGACGACGUUGAACUCCGUCUUUCUCCAGCUCAGCUGAAGUUCUUUGAUGGCUGGAAGCGUGCCAAGGAUGCUUUGCCACCGCCAGCCUGGGCAGCUGCUGGCACUGCCGAGGACGGCCCCACGAUGAUCAAGGAGAAUCGUAACGACAUGGUGCAGGAUGUCGCAACUGACUGCUCAGUCGUUGCCGGUCUUAUCGCUGGCUCAGCCCGAGUUGAGCGUGGAAAUGAUCAGCUUCUUUCCAACUACCUUUGGCCCUAUGACUAUUCUGCCGGCGUGCCGCUUCUCUCUGAGAAUGGCAAGUACGUCUUCCGUAUGAACUUCAACGGCUGUUGGAGGAAGGUGGUUGUAGACGAUCGGUUACCCGUGUCGAGAACCACCCGCAUGCUACACGUCCUCGAUCGUCAGAACCCUUCGCUGUUGUGGCCUGUACUUCUGGAAAAGGCCUAUCUUAAGGUCCGCGGAGGAUAUGACUUCCCGGGCAGCAGCUCCUGCACUGACCUCUGGACCCUCUGCGGCUGGAUUCCUGAGCAGAUAUUCCUUCCAGAGGCCGACAUCAUCCCCAACGAGCUAUGGGCCAGGCUCUUCAAGUCUUUCGGAUAUGGCGAUGUUCUGAUGACCGUUGGUACUGGUAACAUGAGCCGGCGGGCUGAGAGGGAGCUGGGACUCGAAAGUCAACACGACUACGCCGUCCUUGACCUGAAAGAGAAGAAUGGUGAGAAAAAAUUGCUCCUGAAGAAUCCUUGGGCCGAAGGAACUGGAUGGCGUAGUGCACGUCGGCCAUCGUACACCGCUGAGGAAGAUGCUCCGGAACCCUCGAGCGAUUCGGACGAACAGAGUCUCUCGCCAGGUACUUUCUGGAUCAGCCUCGAGCAAGUUUUCCAGAACUUUGAAAAUGUGUACGUCAACUGGAACCCCGCUCUUUUCCGCUACCGGCAGGACAUCCAUUUCCAUUGGGACUUGGCUUCUUCUCGCCACGUCCCAGGUUGUCUUGUCAACAAUCCACAAUUCUCGUUAAAGGUCCAGGUCGGGGAGCCAGUUUGGCUUCUACUGUCUCGACAUUUCAAGGAUACAGAGGUCGAUAGUAUGGACGGAGGCGGACCACCCCAACGGAGUGCAACGGCGACCCCUGAUACCAUCUCUGGUGCAGACAGUGGAUACUAUUCUCGUCUGUCGCCAGAGACGAGCCAGACGAGGUCGGAAUCGCCCGCUCAUGGUGACCUUGCCCGUGGCUAUAUCAGCCUCUACAUAUUCGAUGAAGGCGGAAAUCGUGUAUACACGAGCCUGGAUGCACUGGAGAGCGGUGCCUUUGUGAGCAGUCCGCAAAUGCUCCUCAAGUGGAAGAACCCUUCCAAGUCGACGUACACGGUGGUCGUGGAGCAAAUGGAGCUUGCGUCGGGGGCAUACACUUUCACCCUGUCGGCCUUCUCUCCCAAGCGCGUGUAUCUCGACCACGCGAUAGAGAAACGCGACCACAGCACGAAGCUAAAGUCGAGGUGGAACAAAAGCACCGGCGGCGGAAACCUGCACAGCGCGGACUUCAGCAAGAACCCGCAGUUCAAGCUCAGUGUGCCGCAGGCGACAUCUCUGGCUGUGCUCCUGCAGGUACCGGCCGAGUCAGUCAAGGUCAACGUCGUCGUGUUGUAUGGGAAGGGGAAGAGAAUGCACACGGUCAAACCCCGCGACGUAGUGGUCAGCUCUGGGCUCUACAGGAAACACUGCGCAUAUGCAGAGAUGCAGAACGUGGACCCAGGCGUGUACACGAUUGCAUGCUCGACGUUUGAGAGUGGGCAGGAAGCAAGCUUUGAGCUCCGAGUGGACAGCGAUGUCCGCUGCCAGUUGACACCAAUCGCUCAAGAAGGAGCCGGGAUGCUCUCGAUGCAGCUGGCACAAGCGUGCUUCAACCCUGCAAGCAACCGGGUUGCAGCGCCGGUGAUCCCGCGCAAACUCGUUCGCGUCAAGAUUGUCGCGAAGUUCGUGCGGGCGUUUGGCUCCCACGACGCUCCCGGGCUCCAGGCACGGACGCGCAGCCCACUUCGGGUAACCCUGGAGAUCGGACGCGGACCGGAUCGCCGGAUUCUGAUCUCUAGCUCGGGCGGCGAGUACAGCGACGCGGAGGCUGGCGUCCGCACCGAGGAGGUGGACCUCAGGCCAGACAUGUUGCGCCAGGGCGACAUGUGGCUUGUCCUGGACAGGCUGAGCGGGCCGACGACGGGCUGCUCGGAAUACUACUCGGUCGAGCUGUUUUGCGACAGCGCCAACGGAGUCGCGGUGGGCGUGUGGCGGGGCUGGGACGCGUGA